GCAACAUCAUAUCAUGUAAAUCUGAAACAACAUGUAAUGAUUCUUAACUGCAGUGGUUACAUGUCUCCGGAGUAUGCAAUUGAUGGGCUCUACUCGAUUAAAUCUGAUGUUUUUAGCUUUGGCGUGUUGGUGCUAGAGAUUGUUAGUGGGAAAAGGAAUAGAGGAUUCUCUCAUCCAGAUCACCACCAUAACCUCCUCGGGCAUGCAUGGAAGCUUUAUGCUGAAGGCAAACCCUUGGAACUGAUUGCUGCACCAAUUAGAGACAUCUCCAAUCUAUCUGAAGUUCUGAGAUCAAUUCAUAUAGGUCUUCUAUGCGUGCAACGGAAUCCUGAAGAUAGGCCAAGGAUGUCAACUGUGGUCCUGAUGCUUGGUGGAGAAAGUCCUCUACCUCAGCCUAAACAACCAGGUUUUUUCAAUGAAAGGGAUCUAAGUGAAGCUAAAUCCUCAUCAAGCAAUCAGAAACCAUGUUCGUAUGAUGAACUCACCAUUACACUAAUGGAGCGAAGAUAACUGAUUUUUUCUGAUAUUAACCUUUUCAUUCUGUUUUCACUUUCAUGUCUUAGUGACAAAAAUACAGAUGUAACAUCUAAUGCUUCAAUGUGCAGUUCAAAGAUUCAAAAGUGAAGAAUAGGAAUGAGUGAGAGUGUUCUAUUCGAAAACAGUUGUAAUGAUCUCCCAAUACUCCUAGA
This is a messenger RNA of Theobroma umbraticum, 689 nucleotides long. Lineage: Eukaryota; Viridiplantae; Streptophyta; Magnoliopsida; Malvales; Malvaceae. The record is from RefSeq and is a predicted model, not a curated record.